GAGCGAGGCCGGGAGGGUCCUGGCGCCCGGGACUGGUGCUGGGGGUGGGCCCGGGGCGAGCCGGAACCCGGGAGCGGGCGGGCUGGCGGAGCCGGACGUGCGGCGCUGCGGCGCGAGGAGCCGACCCUGAGCUUGCCCCGCGUGGGGAGAGCCGAGCUCAGGGGGCGUCAGAGCCGGAGGCGGAGGAGUGAAGUCAGGGCUGAGUGGGCGGGAGAGAGCCUGGGCAAAGACAUGGCCACUUAUCACCCAGUAGGACACAUGCAACUGCCCCGGGCUGAUGCCAUUCGUUCCCGACUCAUUGAUACUUUCUCUCUCCUUGAGCAUCUGCAUGGCUUGAGCCAAGCUGUGCCACGGCACACUAUUCGAGAGAUACUUGAUCCUUCCUGUCAGAAGAAACUUAUGUUGAGAGAUCAACACCAGCUUGUGCGCUUCUCCAUUAAGCCUCGUCAUGUAGAACGGAUUACACAUGCCCAGAGACUGAUGAGCACCCUUCGAGUGCGCUGCAGCGAGCGUCCACCUCUUUCCUUGUGGGCUGGAUGGGUCCUUGAGUGUCCUCUCUUCAGAAACUUUAUCAUCUUCCUCAUCUUUCUGAAUACAAUUGUACUGAUGGUUGAAAUAGAAUUGCUCGAAUCCUCAAAUACCCAACUGUGGCCACUGAAGCUGACUCUGGAGGUGGCAGCUUGGUUCAUCUUGCUUAUUUUCAUCUUGGAGAUCCUUCUUAUGUGGCUGUCCAGCUUUUUCCUCUUCUGGAAGAAUGCCUGGAAUGUCUUUGACUUUGUUGUCACCAUAUUGUCCCUGAUUCCUGAGGUUGUGGUGCUGGUAGGGGUAACAAGCCAUUCCGUAUGGCUCCAGUUGCUGAGGAUCUGCCGGGUGCUAAGGUCUCUUAAACUCUUUGCACGAUUCCGUCAAGUUCGAGUCAUUAUUUUGGCCCUGGUCAGGGCCCUCAAGAGCAUGACCUUCCUCUUGAUGUUGCUGCUCAUCUUCUUCUACAUUUUUGCCGUGGCUGGUGUCUACUUCUUCGAGAAUUACACCCGUUCAACUCGCCAGGACCUGGAGUAUCACAUGUUCUUCUCGGACCUGCUGAAUUCCGUAGUGACAGUGUUCAUUCUCUUUACUAUGGAUCACUGGUAUGCACUGCUUCAGGAUACCUGGAAGGUGCCUGAAGUCAGCCGCACCUUCAGCAGCAUCUAUGUCAUCCUCUGGUUGUUACUUGGUUCCAUUAUCUUUCGAAACAUCAUAGUAGCCAUGAUGGUUACUAACUUCCAGAAUAUCAGAAAUGAGCUGAACGAGGAGAUGACACACCUGGAGGUUCAGCACAAAGCCGACAUAUUCAAGCGGCAGAUUAUCCAGAGGAGACAAAACCUAAUCCCCGAGGCACAGAGGUCAAGUGUUAGCAAAAUGGAUACCAGAGAUGCCAAUCAACAAGGGGAAUCUUUGGACUUAACAGUAGCUUCUAAAGAAGAGUCCAAACACAGUGCUACUAAAGAGAGUUCAAGAGCAUCUAAGUCAAAACCAAAGAAGUCCUUGUCAAAAAUGAAGAAGUCUGCAUUUUCCUCUUCCUCCUCAUAUUCAUCUUCCUACUGUUCCUCUUCUUCUGACUCCAGAUAUUAUGACCCUGUUGGUCAGUUGGACUGGGAGACUUGUGUGCACCAGAAUCUGCCUGGGCUAAUGGAUAUGGAUCAGGAUGAACGUGUUGUUUGGCCUAGGGAUUCACUCUUCCGAUAUUUUGAGUUGCUAGAAAAGCUUCAGUACAACCUAGAGGAGCGUAAGCGGUUGCAAGAGUUUGCAGUGCAGGCACUGAUGAACUUUGAAGACAAGUAA
This is a messenger RNA of Eubalaena glacialis (North Atlantic right whale), 1821 nucleotides long. It is a transcript of the gene CATSPER2, whose product is annotated as cation channel sperm associated 2. Gene Ontology annotation, cellular component: membrane; CatSper complex. Lineage: Eukaryota; Metazoa; Chordata; Mammalia; Artiodactyla; Balaenidae. Gene Ontology annotation, biological process: transmembrane transport; monoatomic ion transport; flagellated sperm motility. Bases 232 to 1821 code for a protein of 529 amino acids. The record is from RefSeq and is a predicted model, not a curated record. The transcript is spliced from 13 exons. Gene Ontology annotation, molecular function: calcium-activated cation channel activity.